GAGAUGAGAAAUCACACAGCAGUGACCACAUUCAUCCUCCUGGGAUUAACAGAUGACCCAGAACUACAGGUUCUGGUGUUUGUGUUUAUGCUUAUUGCCUAUUUGCUGAGUGUAACUGGAAACCUGACCAUCAUUCUGCUCACAUUGUUGGAUCCUCGCCUGAAAACCGCCAUGUACUUUUUCCUUCAGAAUUUUUCCUUCUUAGAAAUCUCUUUCACUUCUGCCUGCAUUCCUAAAUACUUGUACAGUCUGUCAACAGGUGACAGGACCAUUACUUAUAAUGCUUGUAUAUGCCAGUUAUUUUUUAUAUAUUUUUUUGGGAUAACUCAGUUUUUCCUCUUGGCCGCCAUGUCAUUUGAUCGUUAUGUCGCCAUCUGUAAACCCCUGCAUUAUGUGACCAUCAUGAACCACAAGGUGUGCAAAAGGCUUGUCUUCUGCUGUUGGACAACUACCUUCCUCAUCCUAUUUCCUCCACUUAUGGUACUAACAGGCUUCUCAUUCUGUGAUUCUGAUGCUAUUGAUCAUUUUGCCUGUGAUGCUAACCCAAUCCUAAAGAUUUCAUGCUCAGAUACUUGGCUCUUAGAGCAGCUGAUUAUUUUCUUUUCUGUGUUGAUCUUCAUCAUGACUCUCGUGUGUGUGGUUCUGUCCUACCUGUAUAUCAUCAGAACAAUUCUGAGAUUCCCCUCUGCUCAGCAAAGGACAAAAGCCUUUUCCACCUGCUCUUCGCACAUUAUUGUGGUAUCCAUUUCCUACGGCAGCUGCAUCUUUGUUUAUAUCAAGCCCUCAGCAAAAGAUGAAAUGUCCAUUAAUAAGGGGGUUACUAUAUUAACCACUUCCAUCUCCCCCAUGCUAAAUCCAUUUAUUUAUACGCUGAGAAACAAACAAGUGAUAGAAGCCUUCAGUGACUUAAUGAGAAAAUUAUGCUUCUCUCAAGGAGGUAGAGGAAUAACGAAAUAG
This is a messenger RNA of Erinaceus europaeus (western European hedgehog), 957 nucleotides long. RefSeq names its product olfactory receptor 6C2-like. Gene Ontology annotation, molecular function: olfactory receptor activity; G protein-coupled receptor activity. The transcript has a single exon. Lineage: Eukaryota; Metazoa; Chordata; Mammalia; Eulipotyphla; Erinaceidae. The coding region runs from base 4 to 957 and encodes 317 amino acids. Gene Ontology annotation, biological process: G protein-coupled receptor signaling pathway. The record is from RefSeq and is a predicted model, not a curated record. Gene Ontology annotation, cellular component: membrane.